This is a messenger RNA of Thermothielavioides terrestris NRRL 8126, 1245 nucleotides long. RefSeq lists its product as uncharacterized. Bases 137 to 817 code for a protein of 226 amino acids. The transcript is spliced from 4 exons. Gene Ontology annotation, cellular component: ESCRT III complex; cytoplasmic side of plasma membrane; multivesicular body. Gene Ontology annotation, biological process: vesicle budding from membrane; late endosome to vacuole transport via multivesicular body sorting pathway. The record is from RefSeq and is a predicted model, not a curated record. Lineage: Eukaryota; Fungi; Ascomycota; Sordariomycetes; Sordariales; Chaetomiaceae.
AUCGAUCACCUGCCCCUCGCCCGCGACACCGGAACCUCAAAACCUCCUCGUCUCGACGCCCGCCUUCCCCGCUGUCGCCGCCGGGCACCUUUGAAAAAGAGAAAAAAAAGAAAAAGAAAACCUCGAAACGCCCGCCAUGUCGGGAAUCUGGGGAUGGUUCGGCGGCGGCGCCGCCCAGAAGCGGAAAGACACGCCCAAGAAUGUCAUCCUCGACCUUCGCACGCAGCUCGAGAUGCUGCAGAAGCGCGAGGCCCAUCUCACUCGCCAGAUCGAGGAACAGGACCAGAUAGCGAGGAAGAACGUCAAUACAAACAAGGCCGCUGCGAAGGCGGCGCUACGGCGCAAGAAGAUCCACGAGCACAACCUUGAACAGACGCUGAAUCACAUCGGAACCAUCGAGUCGCAGAUGAACGCGAUCGAGUCGGCGAAUAUCAACCAGGAGACCUUCAUGGCGAUGCAGCGGGCCAGCGAGGCCAUGAAGUCAAUACACGGCAAGCUCACGCCCGCCAAGGUCGACGAGACCAUGGAUAAACUCCAAGAAUACAACCGGAUCAACGAGGAGAUUGCCGAGGCAAUGGGCAGCAUCAACGUCGGGCCGCAAGUCGACGACACAGAGCUGGAGGACGAGCUGGAGGAGCUGCAGCAACAGGAGCUGGAGGACAAGAUGCUCAAGACGGGCGCCGUUCCUGUCGAUUCCAUCCAGCGCCUGCCGACGGUGGCCAAUGGAGAGAUCAAAGGCAAAGCCCCUGCCGCCCCAGUUGCCGAGGACGACGAGGAAGCCGAACUCAGGAAGCUGCAGGCCGAGAUGGCCAUCUGAGCCCGGAGACGCGGUACAGUAUCGCGUGGCGUCGCGUUGCAUCGUCUCCGUAUCGUCUUGUCCGGGGGUAGGAUGACGCUGUCUCGGUGUUUGAUGCAGAUCCCUUGCAUCGAGUUGUCUUGGGGAGGUGGUGUGAGCAUGUAGGAGGAGGACGGCUGGUGGGCGGUCAGUGGAAUGGGUUGGGCACCGUUUCUCGCAUUAGUAUCGACAUGCCACUUGGCGUGUCAUAACGUCUGCAGCGAAGGGUCGGCGUUUCAGGUUCGGGAUUUUUUUGAUGUAGCUAUUGGGAAGGCCGCGCAGAGAGACUCUCAAUGUCAGCACAUGCCGUUAGCAAUCUUGGUUAACCCAGGAUAGACCCUUUGACGUUCUGUUUUGGGAGGCAAAGUGGAAUGCUGAAUCUCAAUCUCACAUCUCCCAUUUUCUCCCAC